This is a messenger RNA of Gryllus bimaculatus (two-spotted cricket), 636 nucleotides long. The record is from the annotation of a GenBank genome assembly. NCBI's taxonomy places the organism in Eukaryota, Metazoa, Arthropoda, Insecta, Orthoptera, Gryllidae.
GACGCUGCGGGCGCUGAGGAGGCCGCCGCCGGGGGCAGGUGCGUGCGCGUGCUGUGCGUCGUCGGGCGCGUGGUGGCUGCUGUGGGGCCGCUGCGGCGCCGACGAUGCGCGCGCGUGGGCGUGGGCGAGGGACGUCGCCGCCCGCGCUUCACUCCGCCUCGCUCGACACCUCACUGCACAGCACCGUUCACCGCUUCGCGCGUCACCCUGCACCGUUCACUGUUCACCGUUCACCGUGCACUUGUUCGCUGGCACCACCGAGCGCCUUCUCGUCGCGAACAACGCUAACACUUCGCAAACAAAAUCUUCGCCGGGGUGUUCUACUACGUGGGUGUUGUUGCGAUAGUACACCGCGAUUGUUGUCAAGAUGUGCGUUCACGGACACAGCUGUACACACUUUGCAAAAUCUUGGUCGGGGCGAUGUCGUGGAUUGUUGCAGUGGAAUUCGAUUGUUGACGGUUCACGUCGAUUGUUGCGCGUGCGACGACUGUUGAUGAUCACGUGUCCAGUGCCGGGGAACUCCCGAGUCAGACUCCUCUCCAGUGGGUCGGACGCUCGUCGCUCGUCGUCGCGCGUCGCACCGUCGUCGCUGCUGCCACUGCCCGCCGCCGACGCUGCUGAUCCGGAGCAGGCCCU